Molecule: messenger RNA, 2260 nt
Organism: Elaeis guineensis (African oil palm)
Lineage: Eukaryota; Viridiplantae; Streptophyta; Magnoliopsida; Arecales; Arecaceae
Product: protein NARROW LEAF 1
Source: RefSeq, a predicted model, not a curated record
UCCAUCUCCUCUCCAACCAAUUGCAUCAGGUUGUCAGCACUCUGAAAGCAGUGCUGCAUAUUUUUCUUGGCCCAAUUCUACCUUAAUGCCUGGUGCUGCUGAAGGCCGGGCAAAUUACUUCGGGAACCUUCAGAAAGGAGUACUGCCAGGACAUCUUGGCAGACUGCCAGAUGGUCAACAAGCCACGACAUUGCUUGAUUUGAUGACUAUAAGAGCAUUUCAUAGCAAGAUCUUGCGUCGUUUCAGUCUAGGUACAGCUGUAGGCUUUCGAAUCAGGAAAGGGAAGUUGACUGACACACCGGCAAUACUUGUUUUUGUGGCACGAAAAGUUCACAGGAAAUGGCUCAACCACAACCAAUGUCUGCCAUCUGCCCUUGAGGGCCCAGGUGGUGUAUGGUGUGAUGUAGAUGUUGUGGAAUUUUCUUACUAUGGUGCACCAGCACCAACUCCUAAGGAACAAUUGUACAACGAGCUUGUGGAUGGCUUGCGUGGAAGUGAUCCAUGCAUAGGUUCAGGUUCUCAGGUGGCAAGCCAAGAAACAUAUGGAACCUUAGGGGCCAUUGUGAAAAGUCGUUCAGGAAACAAACAAGUUGGUUUCCUCACAAAUCGGCAUGUUGCAGUUGAUUUGGAUUAUCCUAACCAGAAAAUGUUUCAUCCAUUGCCGCCCAACCUUGGACCUGGAGUUUAUCUGGGCGCCGUUGAAAGGGCGACAUCCUUUAUCACGGAUGAUGUUUGGUAUGGGAUCUAUGCUGGAACAAACCCAGAGACUUUUGUGCGAGCUGAUGGGGCAUUUAUUCCCUUUGCUGAUGACUUUGACAUGUGCAGUGUCACCACUUUAGUGAAGGGAGUGGGUGAGAUUGGAGAUGUUAAGAUUAUAGACCUACAAUCACCAAUCAAUAGCCUCAUUGGGAGACAAGUGGUGAAGGUUGGAAGGAGCUCUGGUUUGACAACUGGAACUGUCAUGGCUUAUGCUCUGGAGUACAAUGAUGAGAAAGGAAUCUGCUUCUUCACUGAUUUUCUUGUUGUGGGGGAGAACCAACAGACAUUUGAUCUGGAAGGUGAUAGUGGGAGCCUCAUCAUUUUGACAGGCCAGGAUGGCGAGAAGCCCCAACCAAUAGGUAUUAUAUGGGGUGGGACAGCUAAUCGUGGAAGGUUGAAGCUUAAAAGUGGUCACGGUCCAGAGAAUUGGACAAGUGGAGUUGAUCUGGGUCGCCUUCUUGAUCUUUUGGAGCUUGAUCUUAUUACAACAAGUGAAGGACUCCAAGAUGCACUGCAGGAGCAAAGAAUUGCCUUAGCUGCAGCAGUUAAUUCUGUGGUUGGGGACUCAUCUCCUACCGUAGGCACCCUUGUAAACGAAAAAAUCGAUGAGAUUUAUGAACCUUUAGGUCUUAACAUCCAACAGUUCCCUCCUGAAGGUGCUUCUGGCUCCGCAAUGAAUCCACCAUUUACAGGUGAGGCUGCAAAUAAUGUCGAAGAGCACCAAUUCAUUCCAAAUUUCAUCAGCAUGUCCCCUAUACAUCGCAACCAAGAGGACAAUCCUGAACUGAAAAAUCUCUCUGAACUAAGAAAUUCUAUUGAUGAAGAUCUUUGUGUUUCUCUGCAUUUGGGGGAUCGAGAACCCAAAAGACCACGUUCGGAUCCAACAUUGAGCUUAGAUUUGCCAAAAUGAAAGGAGCUUUCAAUCAUGCUCUACGGUUGUCAAGCAGUGUCCCAAGAAGAAUUUUUUAUUGUAUGGAGAUGCAUCGGGCAUAGUUAUGAAUUUCAAAAGAGAAAUUCUGUACGAUCAGAUCAAAAUAGGGACCUUACUUUAUAACUCACCGGCCUACGUAGAACUGAUGAAUAGCCUGCACUGCAGAAUCAUUUAUUUUUCUUUUGUCAUCAUCAUCUUCUAUCAGUUCUGAAAUGGGACUGUGCUGAGUUUAAAGGUUAGACAUUUGACCAGUCAGCAGUAUUGCAGUUUUGCAUGUCCAAGCGAUUUACAAAUGCAUUGGUCCUCAAUUAUGUAGAAGACAGUGUUCAUGGUAUAUUAUUGCUACCCUGUUAGAUCAAGCUCCAUUUUGUAUUGAGCAUUAGAUGAGUUUUAAGCUUGGUUCACUUUCUUUUUCCUUAAAACAUGAAAUAUCCAUCAAGAUUAUAUUCUCAAAGUAUGAAAUUCUCCUAAUUUGCUGGAUGAGCCAAUAUCUGUUUACAUCCUUGGAAGUAACUGGAGUGAGAGUUAAUGUAAUAAGCACACUUGGGAUGGAAAUCUGUGUUUGCACAA